AUGCGAGGCUGUCAAGCGCCGACGGGGAGCCGCACCGACGCGUUGGCAAAGCAGCCUGCGUUAUUUCAUGUCCGCUAUGGCGCCAGCACGCGUUGGCCGGCACCGACAGCGGGCAUCCUCGGCUCCGGAUUAUUUUUUCCCACGCCGGGUUGCGCUCGGCAACCCCUCCAAAGCGCGACAUCCUUCCUUAGAGGUGGCCUUGCACCAAUCCAGCUGCAGCCGUGCUUAGCUUCGAAUAGCAGCUCUGAACACGGGCCGCUUAGCGCGGAGGAGGAGGAGGCCUAUCAGGAGUUCAUGCUGCAGCGUAAGGCGGAACGCAAGGCCUGGAAGCUCGAGGUCCGCCGUAGGGCCAAAUUUGAUCCGAUGGCAGCUCCGGGCCCCGGCGCGGAGCCGACGGCCGCGGCCUUGCAGGCUCUCAGUCGGCCCAAGGCGCCGCCGGCGGCGAAGCCAGGUCGCCUUCCGCAGCCAAAAAGCGACGCCGCCGCAGCCUCCGCCUCCGGCCCCGCCAGCAGCAGUGGCGGCUCCCCUAGAAUCAUCGACCUGGCUGCAGCCCCGCAGAAUUCCCGUCGUCACCGACCGCUACAGGGCCGCCGCGUGACGGAGGAGGAGGAAGAGGAGGAGGAGGAGGAAGACGGGGGCCUGGACGUGGGUGGCUUGGCGGCUAUGGCGCGCAAGGUGCUGGAGGACGAUGAUAAAGAAGCGACAGCGACGGCAGUGCCUGUAGCCAGCGGCAGCAGCACGCGCAGGUCGAUGCCGACAGCGGCGGCGGCGGCGGCGGCGGCUACCAGGACCCGGCGGCCAGGGGCUACGGCACCUAAGCGGCAGCUCAUGCCCAUCGCGCAGCUGCAACGGCAACGGGCGGCAGCGGCGGCGGCAGCUGCAAGUCCUCCGACUGUCGAAAGGGACGGUACGACAACGACGACGGAGGGCCAGGAUGAGGACGAGCUUGAUUGGGAGGCGCUGCAGGUGCUGAAUGGAGCGUACGAAAAGUACGAGCAAUACGUCAACGAAGUGGCGGAGGAGGAGGAGCGUGCUGCGGCCAGGCGGGCCGCCUCCGCCGCCGCAACGACAUCCACCUCCGCGGCAGCCGCCGCCGCUGGACUCGGGGAGAAGGUCGCCGGCUCCGACGGACCCCGUCGCGCCGCCGCUGCCGCCGCCGCCGCCAUCACCUCCACCUCCCCAGACCCCGUCGACAAGCUCGACAGGCAGUUGGAUCAGUGGGAGCAGUUGAUCAACUUCUUCGAGGUGGUCGAGCGAGACGGCAAAAGAGAGGAGGCGCGCAAGCGGAGGCGCCAAGCACAGGCGGAGGCGGAAGCGGAGGUGCUAGCCCCCACAAAGGGCCCAAUGAAGCAGCAGCGCGGCAAGACGACAAACAGUGGCGCCGCCGCCGCUGCCUCCGCCGCUGUAACGGCAGUCGGCGGUGCGGGUUUUGGGGAGUUGUCUAGUCUGUCUGGUUUACGGCAUGAUGGAGAUGGCGUCAGCGAUGACGAGGAGGCGCAGGGGGAGGUUGAGGUGGACUGGCAGUCCCUGGAGCGGUUGUUCCUCGGCGAGGGCUGGGAGGCGGAGCUGGCGGAGUUGAAGGCCCGGGUGGAGGCGGGCGAGCAGGAGGCGGCUGCAACCCCGGGGGGGAAGGGUCCUUCAGAAGCGGAGGAGGAGGUGGAGUCCUGGCGGGAUGAGGUGAGCACUCUGCUGCUGGGGCUGGAGGAGCGCGCAGCGGCGUUCUGGGAGGCCCCGUUCCUGCUGCUGGUGCAGGACGACUCGGGUGACCCCCUGGUGGAGUACGUCAACCGCUCCGCCCUGUCGGCCCUGGGCAUGGACAGCUUCGACGAGGCCACCGCGGGACUCAGCGCCGCCAGUCUGGUGGACCCCACCCACCCGCGCUCGCAACAGGAGUGGCUGUGGGCGACAACGGAGGCCGCGGAGCGGUCGGAGAGGUACGCCACCAUUCCCUCCCUCCGCCUGCGGGGCCCGGGACCCGGUGCCCCCUCCGUGCUGUGCUCCGACGUCACUGUGUUCCGCGUGGACUCUCUGGAGGAGCAGGCCAUCGGUCAGGCAGUGGUGGCCCGGAGCUGGAGGCAGAUGAUGCCGGGGGAGGGAGAGGGAGAGGGGGAGGGGGAGGGGAGCCGGCGGGUAUGA
Messenger RNA from Volvox carteri f. nagariensis, 2136 nucleotides. RefSeq lists its product as uncharacterized. NCBI's taxonomy places the organism in Eukaryota, Viridiplantae, Chlorophyta, Chlorophyceae, Chlamydomonadales, Volvocaceae. The coding region runs from base 1 to 2136 and encodes 711 amino acids. The record is from RefSeq and is a predicted model, not a curated record. The transcript is spliced from 8 exons.